AACUGGGGUUGGGUCCCUGGUACUCGGGGUGGGGGAAAUAAGGCCGCUACUCUCUAUCCAAAGCCUUGCUGUCCCCCAGCGCACGCCCACCACGUCACUGCACAGCAUCCCCAAGGCGAAACUCCCUCCGACGUGGGCCUUCCCUUCCUAGCCUGGCGCCCAGAAUGGGUCCUCUUCAGGAAUCUGGUGGCGGAGCGGGAUCAAGCGGGCGGGGAUAUGACAGACCUGACACAGAAUCGGGGCGAGCGUAGACACCUGCCUGGGUGGAGCGGGAUGCGCCCUCACUGACAAAAGGGGCGGAGUCUGGGCCCUUAUAUGUCGGGGGCCACCCGGAGUCUACCUGUCCUGCUGCUCCAGAACACUGUCUCCGCUUUCCUUGCUGUCAUCGCUGUCCGCGCCAACCCCGCCAUGGGUCUGAAGCUCUACCUGGACCUGCUGUCCCAGCCCUGCCGCGCUGUCUUCAUCUUCGCAAAGAAGAACGGCAUCCCCUUCCAGCUGCGCACGGUGCAGUUUCUCAAAGGGCAGAACUGCAGCAAGGAGUUCUUGCAGAUUAACAGCCUGCAGAAGCUGCCUGUGCUCAAAGAUGGUGACUUCAUCUUGACUGAAAGCUCAGCCAUCCUGAUUUACUUGAGCUGUAAGUACCAGGUAGCAGACCAUUGGUACCCAUCUGACCUGCAGACCCGUUCCCAGAUCCAUGAGUACCUGGGCUGGCAUGCAGACAACAUCCGAAACAUCUUUGGGGUGACCCUGUGGAUCCGGGUGCUUGCACCACUUAUUGGGACCCAGGUGCCUGAGGAGAAGGUGAAACGCAACAGGACCUAUAUGGACCAUGCUCUGCAGCAACUGCAGUCCAAGUUCCUGGGGGAUAAGCCCUUCCUUGUGGGACAGCAGGUGUCGCUGGCUGAUCUCAUGUUGCUGGAGGAGCUGAUACAGCCCGUGGCUCUUGGCUAUGAUGUGUUUGUGGGACGGCCACGACUUGCAGCCUGGCGUGGAUGUAUGGAAGCGUCCCUGGGUACUGAGCUGUGGCAGGAGGCCCAUGGCCCCAUCUUCAACAUUCUGGAACAGAUGACCAAAAAAACACUUCCUGUGCCCCCACCAGAGAGCCAAACAAAUAUGCUGUUUCGUAUUUCUAAGAUUCCUUGAGUGAUCUGACUAGAAUAAAGACUCAUU
Molecule: messenger RNA, 1170 nt
Organism: Marmota monax (woodchuck)
Lineage: Eukaryota; Metazoa; Chordata; Mammalia; Rodentia; Sciuridae
Gene: Gstt2b
Product: glutathione S-transferase theta 2B
Exons: 5
Coding region: 316-1143 (275 amino acids)
Biological process (GO): glutathione metabolic process
Cellular component (GO): cytoplasm
Molecular function (GO): glutathione transferase activity
Source: RefSeq, a predicted model, not a curated record